This is a messenger RNA of Perca fluviatilis (European perch), 1416 nucleotides long. RefSeq names its product neurexophilin-1-like. Gene Ontology annotation, molecular function: signaling receptor binding. The record is from RefSeq and is a predicted model, not a curated record. Lineage: Eukaryota; Metazoa; Chordata; Actinopteri; Perciformes; Percidae. The transcript has 2 exons. Bases 67 to 849 code for a protein of 260 amino acids.
UGGACUUAGAAAACUUAACCUCGGCCUGAAUAAAAGUCAGGUGAGAGUGGAUGGAAUUCAUGCACUAUGGAGAUGUUUGCCGGGCGGUGCUUUGUUUGGAUACUUCUGGAAGGAACCUUUUGUUUGUUGGUUCUUGGGCAACAUCAUGCCAAUUUCACCUUAAGCAAGACAGCAUCACCUGAACUCAACACAGACCAAGACCCUUCUUCACAUGAAAACUGGGCACUCCAAACUAGAAGUUUGAUUCAGAAUACCAAACUACCCAUCAGUCCUUUUAUUCCUCUUUCAAAGCAGGGACUUCUGGAAAUACUUGGAGGAAACUCCCAGUCACACUCCAACCCGUCCUUAAAGAUAAAGCUUCGACCCAUUAUGAAAGUCCACGGAACAUCUAAAUUCUCCAGGUUUUACUCAAACAUCAAAACCGUCAAACUGAAUUUGCUGAUAAUGGGCAAGAUCGUGGAUCACGGGAACGGCUCUCUUGGAGUCUACUUCCGCCACAACUCCACAGGUGUGGGCAACGUGUCGGUCAGCCUCGUCCCACCGAUAAAAGAGGUGGAGUUCGAUCUGGAGCGCCAAAGCGUGGUCAACCCAAAAGACUCAAAGACGUUCAACUGCAGGGUGGACUAUGAGAAGACUGAACGCACCAAAAAGGUUAUGCUGUGUAACUAUGACCCGUCCAAGACGUGUGCUCAGGAGCAGACCCAGAGCCACGUCAGCUGGAUGUGCUCCAAACCCUUCCAGGUCAUCUGCAUCUACGUGUCUUUCUACAGCACAGACUACAGACUGGUUCAAAAAGUGUGUCCAGACUACAACUACCAGAAUCCAGCAGCCUACCCACCCACGGGUUAACUAGAAGUCAGGGACACCAGAGGAGAAUAAUGUUUCAUUGAAGAUAUUUUUUAUUUCUCUUGGGAAUGUUUGUUUUACAAUUUAGCAAAUCCUUUAAAGUAUAUGUUUUAGUGACAUUUAUUUGCUUGUUGUAGGCUACAAGAAUUGUAAUAGACUUUUUUUUAUCAAAUGCAUAUAAUUAGGACUGCAACUAACGAUUAUUUUCAUUAUGGAGUUUACGAUACUAAUCGAUUGAUCAUUUGGUUAAAAUGAAAUGACAAAGUUGUGAAAAAAUGCUCAUCACAAUCUUUACUAUCACAUAAGACUAAUGAAAUCCUUACAAAUGAAGAGUUAGGUAAUAUUUAGAAUUUUCUUUGUUUAAAGACUGACGUGAACAAUUAAGCAAUUCACAAAAUAGCUUCCAAUUAAUUUUCUAUCGACCAAUCGAAUAAUCAAGAAAUCCUUUUCACUCUCCACAUAAUUCCUUCUACAGUACUUUGCUGGAACUACAUCAUAGCACAUUUUUGGGGUUUGUAGGGGCUAAUGUAUAGUUUUAGCUUGUAACACUUAAGAUAUUAUAUAUAUAUA